GCGGGUUUGAAUAGUUACAGCAACGGAAAUAUUUAGAUUUAUAAAACAGUUUCAUUUUAUGUCAGAAUUAAUUCCGUGAUUUGAAGUACACUUUGAGGGACCUCGAGAGGCGCGGAGCUUGGAGAGAAAACCGGGCUGAGAGGCGCUUUUCUUGGCUUUGUUUGGCGAGGUUGCCGGUAUUGGAGGUGAAGCGACCCCCCCUUUCAGUGUGCAUAGCUUAGUUAGCCGAGUUAGCUUAGCUUAGCCGCCUGCUAAUUUCCCCCUGCGGCUUGGUUUCCAGUCUGAACCCUGAAUAUCUGAGUGUUUCAUGUGGACUGGACUUCUGAAGGGAAACCAUGGGCUUGACCGGGAAGAAAUCGGAGAAAGGCCCAGUAUGCUGGAGGAGGAGAGUGAAGUCCGUGUACAUGCGCUUACGCCAGCUGAAGCGCUUUAGAAGAGCAGACGAAGUGAAGAGCAUGUUCAGCUCCAACAGACAGAAGAUUAUCGAGCGCACCGACAUUCUCAAUCAGGAGUGGAAACUGCGGCGGAUACAGCCAGUCCACAUCAUGACACCCGUGAGCUCGUUACGUGGAACGAGAGAGUGCACCGUAGAUAGUGGCUUUGCGGAAUUUUCCAGACAAGUCAUUCCCCUUAAAACCCUGAAUGCUGUAGCUUCCGUUCCUGUGAUGUAUUCCUGGUCACCGCUCCAACAAAAUUUUAUGGUUGAAGAUGAGACGGUUUUGCACAACAUCCCCUAUAUGGGAGAUGAGAUCCUGGACCAGGAUGGCACUUUUAUUGAAGAGCUCAUCAAGAAUUAUGAUGGCAAAGUUCACGGAGAUAGAGAAUGUGGUUUUAUAAACGAUGAGAUCUUCGUGGAGUUGGUGAAUGCUCUCAAUCAGUAUAGUGACAAUGAAGAUGAUGACGACGAAGAUGACCAACAUGAUUACAAACUAGACAACUGUGACCCAAAGGACAUUGCUGAAGAUUCCCGCAAGGACCAGCUUCUUAACUCUGAAAGUCGGAGCAAUGACUUUCCAAAAAAGUUCCCCUCUGAAAAAAUCUUCGAUGCCAUCUCCUCAAUGUUCCCUGAUAAAGGAUCACCAGAAGAACUCAAAGAAAAGUAUAAGGAGCUGACCGAGCAGCAACUCCCAGGUACCCUUCCUCCUGAGUGCACGCCCAACAUUGACGGCCCAAAUGCCAAAUCCGUCCAGAGAGAGCAGAGUCUGCACUCCUUCCAUACACUCUUCUGUAGACGCUGCUUCAAAUACGACUGUUUCCUUCACCCAUUUCAUGCAACUCCAAACACGUACAAACGCAAGAACUUAGAGAAUAUGGUGGACAGCAAGCCAUGUGGCAUUGAUUGCUACAUGUACGUAAUUCAGGAUAGCAUGGUAAAGGAAUAUGCAGCUGGUGUGGUGGCCGAGCGAGCAAAAACCCCGCUGAAGCGCUCAACAGCCAGGCGCCGAGGUAGAAUUGCCAACAGCAGCAGCAGGCCAAGUACACCCACCGUGAACACGGAAACUAAAGACACGGACAGCGACCGGGAAGGAGGAACAGACACCAACGACAGCAACGACAAAGACGAUGAGGACAAGAAGGACGAGACCACUAGCUCUUCAGAGGCGAAUUCCCGUUGCCAGACUCCAGUAAAACUGAAGAUCCCAGAACCUCCUGAAAACGUAGACUGGAGUGGAGCGGAGGCGUCUCUCUUCCGUGUACUCAUUGGCACUUACUACGACAACUUCUGUGCUAUCGCUCGCCUAAUCGGCUCUAAGACCUGCAGACAGGUAUACGAAUUCAGGGUAAAGGAAUCCAGCAUCAUUGCACCCGUACCUGCUGAAGAUGAAGACACACCUCCAAGAAAGAAGAAAAGGAAACACAGGUUGUGGGCCACACACUGUCGAAAAAUUCAACUAAAGAAAGAUGGCUCAUCCAAUCAUGUCUACAACUACCAGCCGUGUGACCACCCGAGGCAGCCAUGUGACAGCUCCUGCCCAUGUGUCACUGCUCAAAACUUCUGUGAGAAGUUCUGCCAGUGCAGCUCAGAGUGCCAGAACCGUUUUCCAGGCUGCCGCUGCAAAGCUCAGUGUAACACAAAGCAGUGUCCAUGUUACCUGGCUGUGCGCGAGUGCGACCCCGACCUCUGUCUCACCUGCGGAGCUGCUGAUCACUGGGACAGCAAAAAUGUCUCGUGCAAGAACUGCAGCAUUCAGAGAGGAGCAAAGAAGCACCUACUGUUGGCACCAUCUGACGUGGCAGGAUGGGGCAUCUUCAUCAAAGAGCCGGUUCAGAAAAACGAGUUCAUUUCAGAGUACUGUGGAGAGAUCAUCUCCCAGGAUGAGGCCGACCGCAGAGGAAAGGUCUAUGACAAAUACAUGUGUAGUUUCUUGUUCAAUCUCAACAACGAUUUCGUUGUUGAUGCUACGAGGAAAGGCAACAAGAUCAGGUUUGCCAAUCACUCUGUCAACCCCAACUGCUAUGCAAAAGUUAUGAUGGUUAAUGGGGAUCACCGAAUAGGUAUUUUUGCCAAGAGAGCCAUACAAACCGGGGAGGAGCUUUUCUUUGACUACAGAUAUAGUCAAGCCGACGCUCUCAAGUACGUGGGCAUCGAACGUGAAAUGGAAAUUUCAUGAAUCUGUCUACCUCUGGAACAAAUGCCUUACACUCUUCAGGAAUUUUCUCUCCACAUGCCGUUUCAAUACCUUUCAAUACUGUUUUUUUUUUUUUUUAAUAGGACAAGGUGGUCUGCCUACUCGGAUAUUUUUAGUAAUUUUUUUUUCUGUCCUUUUUUUUUUCUUGACCAACAGACUUACUCUGGGAAUUCACUUUUUUGACAGCAACUUGAAUAUUCACUUGUUUACAGCUUCAAGUUUAGUAGAAAUCCGUCACUGUCUAACAGGCUAUUUGUUUUCCAGUGUUCCAAUUUUUUAUUUUUUAUCAUAUAGGUUUUUUUUUUAAUGCAAGCAGUUGAUGUCUUUCAACCUUUGGACCAAACUGACAGUUCAGCACCAGUUUAUUAGGUACUCGAUCCGCAUAUAGGCUGAUUCAUACUGGAACAAAGUGCACAAAUAAUUGAAAAAGAGACAGCAAAUUGUUGCAUUUGAUUGAGAUAUUUUGCUCUUUAUCCUGUAUUUUUUACAUUUGAUGACAAUACUAUGCUGAAAUUUCUCUCUUUGCCACACGUAUUUCAGUUCAAGGCCUUGAUUAGCUUUUAGAAUAUUCACUACUACUACUACUACUUUUGCUUAGAUACUGUUAUAGGACAACAAUCAAUUUUGCGGGUAUGGGUCACAGUGCUGUCUGUUGCUACCCCGAAGUUUAAUAUUUUCCCAUAGCAGCAUGCCACCUAGUCUUUUAAUUCUCUAAUACCACUUCAGUUGGCUAGUGCAUCGCAUUUCUUAAAUAUUUAUUUGCACUGCAUUUUACCAUUUGCAAUCACAAGUUGUAUGUUAUGAACUCAAAUAACAUUCCUAAUAUUAUUUGUUAAAGCAGUUUUAUUAACUGCUAAACUGCUGUUAGGUAAUAAAACACAAAGACAGCUAGUCGUUCCCGAGAAAUCGGACUCCAUAAAUGUCACAUUAAUGUUUCCUUAGGUAAAAGAUUAUGUAUAGUUUAUAAAUUUAUUAAUUGAUUUAAUACUAGCGUUGAUUAUAUGGAAAGCUCAACACCAGUCCUUAAAAUUAGUUAUUACUAGAGAAAUUGAAGUGCAGAUAUGCACACCUGGAUUUUAUAUUACAGCUGAUACGACUAUCAGCGCACCUGUUAUAAAAAUGUAACAAACCCGCAUUAGAUUAGAAAACUCAAUAGCACUGUGGUACAAAUGUGUUAAACGUCAUAAAACCUCUGCUAACCCCCCCAAUCCUUUGCUCUGCUUUGCUUCUGAUUUGGCAUUUUGUCUCAAUACAGAUUCACACAUUUAGUAGUCGACUACAUGCACCUUGCCGUAUCAGUAUAAAUCAGCCCUGCCUAAUAAAUCCGAUUCUCAAUAUGUUCCAAACAGUUUAUCAAGUUGAGGCGUUGUUAUGAACCAAAGUCAUUUUCUCUUUUUUUCUUGUCAUCACAAGCAUCUACAGAGGUAUCGUAUACAUCCUGGAGUGCCAACACAUCCAGUUUCUGUAAAAUAAUUGAAAAAAGUGAUUAUUUAAAAAAGGAAAAAAAAAAGGACAAAAACAUGGAUAGAUACAGUAUCUAACUUGCGGUGCCUUGAAAUUACACUGAAUUGUUUAGGUGUUCUGAAAUGUUGGUGAUUGUGUAUUGAGUUUGUUGUAUGCAUGAACAAAGAUUUCCAAUGGAGUAGAAAUCAGAAUCAGGGAACUUUUCGAUGUUUGUUUUUGUUCUUUUUGAAACUCUCCACAUCUUUUGAGCAGCUUUUUGCCAGACCAUCACUGUAGGAAUGAAAAGUUCAGACAGUCAGUAAGGUC
Clarias gariepinus (North African catfish) is the source of this 4400-nucleotide messenger RNA. RefSeq names its product enhancer of zeste 2 polycomb repressive complex 2 subunit (gene ezh2). The record is from RefSeq and is a predicted model, not a curated record. Bases 336 to 2612 code for a protein of 758 amino acids. Gene Ontology annotation, molecular function: histone H3K27 methyltransferase activity; protein binding. Gene Ontology annotation, biological process: chromatin remodeling. NCBI's taxonomy places the organism in Eukaryota, Metazoa, Chordata, Actinopteri, Siluriformes, Clariidae. The transcript has 20 exons.